Sturnus vulgaris (Common starling) is the source of this 1023-nucleotide messenger RNA. The record is from RefSeq and is a predicted model, not a curated record. NCBI's taxonomy places the organism in Eukaryota, Metazoa, Chordata, Aves, Passeriformes, Sturnidae.
AUGGUGGCCCGCUCGCCCGCUCGGCACGGAGGCGGCGGCGGCGGCCGGCGCUGGCCGCGGGCGGCCGCCUGGCUGUGGUUGGCGGCGGCGCUGGGCGCCGUGUGGCCGCCUCGGGGCUCGCUGGUGCAGGGCCGGCGGCUGAUCUGCUGGCAGGCGGUGCUGCAGUGUCAGGGGGAGCCCGAGUGCAGCUACGCGUACAACCAGUACGCCGAGGCGUGCGCCCCGGUGCUCCUGCAGCACCAGCCGCCGGCGGCGGGCGGCGGGGACGGCCCGGCGGGCGCUGCAGGAGCGGCCGCCUCGUCCAGGCGGCGGUGUCCCAGCCACUGCAUCGCGGCGCUCAUCCAGCUCAACCACACCCGGCGUGGCCCGGCGCUGGAGGACUGCGACUGCGCGCAGGACGAGAACUGCCGCGCCACCAAGCGCGCCAUCGAGCCCUGCCUGCCCCGCACCAGCAGCCCCGCGGGCGGCGGCCCCGGCGGCCCCGGCCCCGGCGGCCCCGGCGUCAUGGGCUGCACGGAGGCGCGGCGGCGCUGCGACUGGGACAGCCGCUGCAGCCUGGCGCUGAACCGCUACAUGACCUACUGCGGGAAGCUGUUCAACGGGCUGCGCUGCACGCCCGAGUGCCGCGCCGUCAUCGAGGACAUGCUGGCCGUGCCUAAGGCCGUGCUGCUCAACGACUGCGUCUGCGACGGGCUGGAGCGGCCCAUCUGCGAGUCGGUCAAGGAGAACAUGGCCCGCCUCUGCUUCGGCGCCGACAUGGGCGGCAACGGCGCGGGCAGCAGCGGCGGCUCGGACGGCGGCCUGGAGGAGUACUACGACGAGGACUACGAGGAGGAGCCGAGCCAGAAGGGGAGGGACGACGCGGAGGACAAUGCGGGCGCCGAGCCCGGCUUCCCCGUGCAGGCAGAUAACGCCGGUCGGCCCGCCGGGGCGGCCGGGGCGCUGCUCGCCUCCAUCUUGGUGCCGCUGCUGCCGCGGCUCUAGCAUUCCUUCCUUCCCGCACGCCUCCCUGCCUGCUUCCCA